AUGGCAGCUCUCUCACUGAGUCAUUUCCUCCACAACAAAAACAGUUCAGUUCAAUUAUUAAAAACCAGAAGCAACCCAAGAAUUAUUGUACAUCUAUCUUGCCAAAGAGAUGAGCCAAUAGACAGUUCCAGCCCAAAAGUGAAGGAAGAGAUGAAGCAAGAGAAGCAAGUUAUGGUGAGGCAACUUUUCGUUAGUGCAGAGAAGUUUGCAAAGGGAGUUAAGGAUAAUUUGAGCCCUAAGCAAAAGGGUGAUUGGAAAGAUGUGGUGCUGAUGAGCUUGUCAUUUGCUGUUUAUGUUUAUAUCUCUCAACAGAUUGUUUGCGCCUAUUGUGCUUGGACUUCCAUGCUCAAGCAACCAUGGUAG
Molecule: messenger RNA, 363 nt
Organism: Ricinus communis (castor bean)
Lineage: Eukaryota; Viridiplantae; Streptophyta; Magnoliopsida; Malpighiales; Euphorbiaceae
Exons: 1
Coding region: 1-363 (120 amino acids)
Source: RefSeq, a predicted model, not a curated record